UCACCGUGGUUGGGGCGAGCGGAAGUAGGAAGCUCCAGCCGCCACAUUUUCGGGGCAGACAGAGAGUGCAGCAGGAAGUGCUCAGAGGUGGAACCUCGGGGCCAACUCAUCCCUUUUGGGGCCUCCUUUGGAGGGUAGAUGUGGAUUGCUGGUCCCUACCCCCUGUAGUUGCCCUAGUUUGUGCGAUGGGAUUGUGACAGCUGACCCUACAAGGGGUUCCCAAGCAUCCUCACUCUCUGGACCAUGGGUGAUGACCGAGUCCCAGACGCCCCUCAAACUGUGGAAUUGCUCGACUUUUGUUUGGGUGAGGACCCGCAGCCCCACUCAGGAGAAUGCUCUCUGGAUCCUCCCAAACCUUCCGAGAACCACACCACCCCGGCUUUGGACCUUCCUGAAGCCACCAGGCACCAUGCACUUCCCUGCAGCUCCGAGGACAUGGGGCCCACCCACCUGGGAAGCUGCUCCUCCCAGGAUGAGCCCAGGCCAAUGGCUGCAGCAUCCCCGGGACUGCCUGGGAACAGUGACCAUCCUCUAGGAAGCCCUCAGCACAACCAGAGCUCGUCCACACAAGUGGUGUUCUGGGCAGGCAUCCUGCAGGCCCAGAUGUGCGUCCUGGACCUGGAGGAGGAGUUGGAGAAGACCGAAGGGCUCAGGGCUGAACUGAAGUGCUGCCUGCCUACAACCCCUGCAGAGUUCCCAGGGACCACGGACUUGCACCCCAGUCCUGCCAUCCAGGAGGACUCGGGAGAAGACAGCAGCGGACCAGAGGAGGAGGAGAAGCAGGCAUGGCCGAAGGCAGGAACCCCAGAUGCCUCCCCUGAGUGGGGUGAGGAAGAGGAGAGCUUGUUUUUUGACAACCCCCUGUUCCUGGAGAGCCCUGACUCAGAGGCCGGUGCUUCCAGAGAGGGCUUCUCCUGGGAGUUCCCAGCCAUUGAUGCCACAGCCGCUGUGGAUGAAAACGCUGAGCCCAAGGGCCUGGGGACCCUGGAAGCCCUGGGAGCCCUGGGAGCCCUGGGAGCCCUGGGAGCCCUGGGGCUGCCCCCUGCAGGAGGGACAGCAGCUUGGGAGCUGGGGAGUGAGCUGGACUUGGAAGAUGAGCCCACUGAUCGCAGUGGGCACUGCACGCCUCCAUUCCCUGUGCCCACCUACAAGCUGCACACCUGUUACUCCUUGGAGGCCUCCGCCCAGGGAGACACCCCUGCAGUGCCUUCUGGCUGGGAGGAAGAUCAGACUUCUCUCAGGGACCAACUGGGCCCUGACUUCCCAGCAGCACCCAGUGUGGACGAAGGAUUGUCUUGGGAGCCAGCAAGCUUCGCAUCCGACUUCAGCCCUGCCUCACAUCCUGUGCAACCUUGGGCAAGUCACUUCGCUUCUCUCCACUCCACCUUAUCCACCUGGGAAAGCCCUGAUUCCCAGGGCUCAGACCCAGCAUGCUUGGGUGGGAGGUCCUCUGUGGCAUUGUUCUUCUGA
Molecule: messenger RNA, 1470 nt
Organism: Ochotona princeps (American pika)
Lineage: Eukaryota; Metazoa; Chordata; Mammalia; Lagomorpha; Ochotonidae
Product: PH and SEC7 domain-containing protein 4-like
Exons: 3
Coding region: 244-1470 (408 amino acids)
Source: RefSeq, a predicted model, not a curated record